Molecule: messenger RNA, 900 nt
Organism: Kwoniella botswanensis
Lineage: Eukaryota; Fungi; Basidiomycota; Tremellomycetes; Tremellales; Cryptococcaceae
Exons: 6
Coding region: 1-900 (299 amino acids)
Biological process (GO): cell morphogenesis; barbed-end actin filament capping; actin cytoskeleton organization
Cellular component (GO): cytoplasm; F-actin capping protein complex
Molecular function (GO): actin filament binding
Source: RefSeq, a predicted model, not a curated record
AUGGCAGAAGUAGAUCUCACCUUCGACUCCCUCCUUGAUCUCCUCCGACGUUUACCUCCAACUCGAGUAGAGGAAAACGUCAAUGCGCUGUGUGACCUGGCACCGGAGUAUACAGAUGAUUUACUGGGAAAUGUAGAUCAGCCGUUGAAGGUCUUGGCGGAUGGUGAGAAAGGAAGGGAGUUUCUGGGUUGCGAUUAUAACAGGGAUGGUGAUUCGUUUAGAUCUCCAUGGUCUAACAACUACCUACCCACAUCUACCGGCGGACCUGUACCAUCUUCGAGACUGAGAGAAUUGGAAGUAUCCCUCAACGCAGCGUUUGAUACCUAUAGGGAAAUGUACUUUGAAGGUGGAAUAUCCAGUGUGUAUCUAUGGGACUUGGAGGAUGAUCCAGGACAGGGUAAAGAGAUUAGUUUUGCUGGUGUGGUGUUGAUGAAGAAGGUCCUCUCAUCACCUACAUCAGAUCAACCAGAAACCACCCCUUCAGGCUCAUGGGAUUCCCUACACGUAUUUGAAUGUCAAGAAAGAGGAAGAUCGGCGAAAUACAAAUUGACCUCUACAGUGAUGUUAGUGUUGGAGACGAAAACGCUAGCUAAGGCAGAGUUGAAAGGUGUUGAUGAGAGUGAGAGUACGGGAAAGGGUGGUGUGACCUUGAGUGGUAGUAUGACUAGACAGGCAGAAGUAGAUUACCCCUUAACCAACUCUGAAGGACAUAUACCAAAUAUAGGGAGAAUGGUAGAAGACAUGGAAAUCAAAAUGCGUAAUCUCCUUUCAUCAGUGUAUUUCGGUAAAACCAAAGAUGUGAUCAAUGAGCUACGUUCACAGAGCGGGUUGGAGAUGAAGUCGAAAGAGGAUCUAUUGAGGGCUGAAUUGGCAGGUAAAUUGGGCGGUAGAAGGGCAUAA